GGACCAUGUCAUUAAAAUGUCACCUGUUGUCUUUCAAAAGUGUCAAAGUUGUUAAACUGUAAUACUACUUUACUAGGAACAAUAUAUUAUCGUUUUAAGAAAAAAUCAAAAUGUUCAGAACUCUGUGCAAAGUAGCCCGGGAUUUUUCCUAUCCCAAGAGUAAAUACCGCACAAAUCUGCUCAUAAAAACCAAUACAACAUAUGCAAAUGCCAUCAAACGACGAUCGCAGAAAAAAGAACCAGUGGAAAUUGUAAAAUGGGUUUUAUUGGUUAUACCAGUAAGUUCAUUUGGGCUAGGCUGCUGGCAAGUAUACCGUCUGCAAUGGAAACUGGAGCUUAUAGACAUUCUUCAAGCAAAAUCGAAUUCUACUCCCAUCCCAAUGCCAACUGACUUUUCAGAACUAGAAAAGAUGGAGUAUAAGCCAGUUAAGGUGAAAGGUGAAUUCCUUCAUGACAAGGAGAUUCUUAUAGGACCCCGAGCACUUAUUGAUAAUGAACACCAGAGAUUUGGCUCCCUGGUGUCUGACCCCAAGAAGAACCAAGGAUGGCUUGUUGUUACUCCAUUUAAAUUAUCUGAUACAGGUGAGGUGAUCCUAGUCAAUCGUGGUUGGGUACAUCAAAGCAUGCGGCCCAAGGAUAAACGGGAAUCAUCUAUGAUUAAAGGCGAAGUGGAGUUAACAGGUGUUGUAAGGCUCACAGAGAAAAGAGCCCCAUUUAUGCCAAAGAACAACCCUGAAAAAGGUUCCUGGUUUUCUAGGGACUUGGAUGCAAUGAGUGAAUAUUUAGGCUGUGCUCCAGUGUGGCUUGACGCCAGAGGCAUCCCAGACCCUCUUGAAGGCUGGCCAAUACCUAAUCAAACUCGAGUCACUUUGAGGAAUGAGCAUAUGUCAUAUCUUGUUACUUGGUAUUUACUGUCAGCUUUCACAGCUGUUAUGUGGCACAGAUUUUUUAUACGGAAAUUACCCCUGAUGUAAAAAAAUUGUAUACACUUAACAGCAACGAAAGUGGGUCACUUUGUACAGAACUUCCCAUAAAAACUGGGUGUUGAUUGACUCUUGAGUAUAGGUAAUUGACCAAAUGAAAGCAAAAAGCUCUUCUUCAGCUUGGAAAAAACAAAUAUAACGACCUAUACAGGUCGCAUUACUCAAUCAAUUCUCGUAAAAUUUAGUGAGAAAUUUCGAUGAUAUUAAUAUAAAAUUUUGUUCUCAAUUCCGUUUUUGGAUAUUUUUUUAAAAAGCGAACCCUUGGGCGUUUGUGUUAUGAGGUCUACAUUUCAGAGCCACUAGUUUAAAGAUUCAUCCAGUUUAUUUUUGGGAAACUGAGAAGCAGCGGCGUAGCGUGUGUGUUUGCCGCCCGGGGCCCAUCAGAAAUUUGCCGCCCCGUUUAUGAUCAACAUUAAUUACUACAUAAGAAAAAGAUGAGUAAAAAUGGUAAAAUACAACAAAUAAGUUCAAAAACUAAAACUCGACUACUGAAAAUCGGUCUCUAAAAAUUAUGAAAAAAGGAAAAAAUCUCAUCUGAAAUAAUCACACAGAAUAUACUUUAUAUUUAUCAUUUUUAGAUGAAGAAAUACAACAAAACAUAAUUUACCUAAUAAAUGUUGUAUACAAUGUGGAAACAAGUAACCGACAGAUUUUAACGUGGCGUUUUUGGUCUAAAAGUGUGGGUAUGUGUUUUUAAUUUAAAGGGUUGGGGGUGAUUUACUAUUAAAAAUCCUGAAAUACGUAUCUCGGACCAACUUUUAUACAAUCUUCUUUUUUUACUGAUUCCACAUAAAAACUUUAACCCCUUUUUUCCCUAACGACCUUUUCCUCUCCCUUUUCACCCUUACGUGGUUAUUUUCGAGUUAAACACUAUCUACAUACCAAAUUUCAAUUAAACCGGAUCAGCGGUUAUUGAUUUCUCGUACAAAAUUAUUCCCCCCUUUUCUCCUCCUUAGUGACAAAAAAUUUCAAGUGUUUGAUUUUUUUUGUUGUUUGUGUACUAAUACUAUCCUACAUACCAAAUUACAGCUUCCUAGGACUUUAGGAAGUACCCUAAGGGUUUUAAUGAUCACCAGUGAGUGAGUGAGCAAGUCAGUGACGAAAUCGGGGUUUUUUUAGAUAUGAAUCUUCUUUCUAUUUCUAUUCGUGUCGAGGUUUUUUUUUUAUACGAUGGAAGCCCAAUAGGCAGCGGUGUUGACAGCCCUCGCUGUCGCGACCCUCAGAUCCAGCUCCGAGCAGUGAUGCGGGCAUGCGGGGCACGCCAGUAGAUGUGCUAUGGUUUGCGUUGCUGUGUCGCAGGUACAUUGAGUCGAGGGGCUACGGAACAGUCCCCAUUUUGAUAACCCCAAAAUAUGAAUUAAAUUUAAAGUAUUAGAGCUAUGCAAUUGACAUUAUAUCCCGAGAAUUUCGUUUAUUCUGGUAUAAUUCAAACACAAGUUAUGAGGGUUCAAAAAACGACGAAGCGCUUCGAGAAAAGGUAAGUAGUGGCCUUGCGCUUCGCUUUUCCUGUCUUGGCGGGGGCACUCCCGUACCCCAAAUUUUCACAAGAAUUGCCAUUAUCUGUAUAACAAGACCGAUUUUAGAAAACUUUGUAUGAGAUUUUAGUCUCUAAAUGCGGUCAAGAAUACACCUUUAAAAUCUGUCAGGUUGCUCGUUCCCACGGUGUAGGUAUAUUCAAUAUUCACAAACAUAUUUAAAGGACAUAUGCUACGGUCAUAAGUUUUAAGGUAAAAGUAAAUGAUUAUUUCGGAUAAGAUUUUUUUCUUAUUUCAUACGUUUUAUAGUGCGAUUUUCAGUAGGUAGUCUGGUUGUAGUGUUUAAACUUUUUUUUUAUUAAAUUCAUUUUUGGGGAUAUAAUUUUGUGAUAUAUUAUUUAAAUUCAUUUUAUAUUGUUUUUGUGCGAAGUGCGAGGCGCCCGCCUUUAGUACAGCAGCGCACGCAAAGCGCCCAAUACCUACGUCAGACUACGCCCGAUGCUUUUAACAUGAUUGUGACAAAUACUAUUACUUAUACUGUGAUCGUGAUUCGUUCGCGUGUAGCGCGCCACGUUCAUAGGGCUACGCCCGACUAUUUUGGCAUGAGGGCGCCGAGGGCGCCCGGCAACCGAACGCGCGCGGCGCGCCACGUACGUCGGGCUAUGUCCCACUUUUUUAGUAUGAAGGCACCGACAGCACCCGGCAAGGGGCGCUGGGUUCAAUUUGAUGUGACGUCAUAUAACCAGCGGACAAUCGUGUAAGUUCGGUGGUGGCUCCGAACGCCCCGUUCCGGCAGCGAUGGACUGCCCCUGGGCUAUAAGUUCGUCAAUUACGGGCAUUUUUCUCUGUCACUGUGAGAGUAAAACAGAAAUAUCUACGCAAUUCACGAAUUUGGGUUUUCCGCCUCGGGGGCCUCGCCUCGCGCCGCGCCGUUGGCUCCCGCGGUGCACUGGCGCGUUAGUGGCGCGAUUUGAAAAUUUUUAAUUUCUUAAUUUUUUUAAUGCCGUGUGUGCCGCCCCCUCUCAUGUGCCGCCCGGGGCCAUGGCCCCCCUAGCCCCCCCCUCGCUACGCCACUGCUGAGAAGAAAGUAAUUAGGAUUCCUUAUUUUGUACCUUUCCUUGUAAAAUAAAUAUAAUGUAUGUAUAGGUUCUUAAUUUUACUUCUAAGAAUGAAAUCAAGUGUUCAUCAUCUAUGGAUAUCAACUAAAUACUUACACAAAUACCUAGCGGAAAAUUGUUAAAGAUAGUAGACACAUCGUGUUAUUGAGUUUGUUUUAAUAAAACAAAUGUCUUUGUGAAA
Cydia pomonella (codling moth) is the source of this 3757-nucleotide messenger RNA. It is a transcript of the gene Surf1, whose product is annotated as surfeit locus protein 1. Gene Ontology annotation, biological process: mitochondrial respiratory chain complex IV assembly. Gene Ontology annotation, cellular component: membrane; mitochondrion. The coding region runs from base 111 to 974 and encodes 287 amino acids. The transcript is spliced from 5 exons. The record is from RefSeq and is a predicted model, not a curated record. NCBI's taxonomy places the organism in Eukaryota, Metazoa, Arthropoda, Insecta, Lepidoptera, Tortricidae.